Messenger RNA from Capra hircus (goat), 2805 nucleotides. RefSeq names its product tripartite motif containing 7 (gene TRIM7). The record is from RefSeq and is a predicted model, not a curated record. Lineage: Eukaryota; Metazoa; Chordata; Mammalia; Artiodactyla; Bovidae. The coding region runs from base 208 to 1728 and encodes 506 amino acids. Gene Ontology annotation, molecular function: zinc ion binding; protein binding. The transcript is spliced from 8 exons.
GAAGCCGCCUGCUUUCCCCUUUGGGUUAUGAUCGCUGCGGUCACCGGUCACCUUGACAAGAGCAGUUUCUGAGGAGACUGAGGAAGAAAAUCUGCUUAGAGUGCCCUCCAGAGGGAGUGCGGCCGCUCGGACUCCCGCCCCGGCCGCGCACUGUCGGCUCCGGCAACUUCCCCAGCGCCGCCCGACUUCGGUGAGCUGGAGGCGCGCAUGGCGGCAGUAGGGCCGCGGACUGGCCCAGGCGCCGGGGCCGAGGCGCUGGCGCUGGCAGCAGAGCUGCAAGGAGAGGCGACCUGCUCCAUCUGCCUGGAGCUCUUCCGCGAGCCAGUGUCCGUCGAGUGCGGCCACAGCUUCUGCCGCGCCUGCAUCGCACGCUGCUGGGAGCGCCCGGGAACGAGGGCCACCGCCGUGUCCCACACGCUGUCCUUCUCGCUGCCCUGCCCGCAGUGUCGCGAGCCCGCGCGCCCCAGCCAGCUGCGGCCCAACCGGCAGCUGGCCGCGGUGGCCACACUGCUGCGGCGUUUCAGCCUGCCGGCCGGAGCGCCAGGAGAACGCGGGCCUCCGGAGGCUGUGGCGGCCGGGUGCGCGCAGCACGGCGAACCGCUCAAGCUCUACUGCCAGGACGAUGGACGGGCCAUUUGCGUGGUGUGCGACCGCGCCCGCGAGCACCGCGCUCACGCCGUGUUGCCGCUGGACGAGGCGGUUCAGGAGGCUAAGGAGCUUCUGGAGUCCAGGCUGAAGGUCUUGAAGAAGGAUUUGGAGGACUAUGAGGCCUUUCGUUCCACAGAAGAGAAGGAGAGCAAGGAGCUUCUGAAGCAGAUGGCAGCUGAGCAAGAGAAGGUAGGGGCAGAGUUCCAGGCUCUGCGGGCCUUCCUGGUGGAGCAGGAGGGUCGGCUCCUAGGCCGCCUGGAGGAGCUGUCCCGGGAGGUGACACAGAAGCAGAAUGAGAACUUGGCCCAGCUUGGGGAUGAGAUUGCCCAGCUCUCCAAGCUCAGCAGUCAGAUCCAGGAGACAACUUGCAAGCCUGAUCUUGACUUUCUCCAGGAAUUCAAAAAUACACUAAGCAGGUGCAGCAAUGUGCCUGCCCCCAAGCCGACCACAGUCUCUUCUGAGAUGAAGAAUAAAGUCUGGAAUGCUUCCCUCAAGACCUUUGUCUUAAAGGGGCUGCUCAAGAAGUUCAAAGAGGAUCUUCGGGGAGAGCUGGAGAAAGAGGAAAAAGUGGAGCUGACCUUGGACCCCGACACGGCCAACCCCCGCCUCAUCCUCUCUUUGGAUCUUAAGAGCGUGCGCCUUGGACAACAAGCCCAGGACCUACCCAGCCACCCGCGCCGCUUCGACACCAACACACGAGUUCUGGCUUCCUGCGGUUUCUCUUCUGGGAGGCACCACUGGGAAGUGGAAGUGGGCUCCAAGGACGGCUGGGCCUUCGGCGUGGCCCGUGAGAGCGUGCGCCGCAAGGGUCUCACGCCCUUCACCCCGGAGGAGGGCGUCUGGGCGCUGCAGCUCAACAACGGGCAGUACUGGGCGGUGACCAGCCCUGAACGGACGCCCCUCAGCUGUGGGCACCUGUCCCGCGUGCGGGUCGCCCUGGACCUGGAGGUGGGGGCUGUGUCCUUCUACGCUGCAGAGGACAUGCGUCACAUCUAUACCUUCCGCGUCAACUUCCAAGAGCGCGUGUUCCCUCUUUUCUCUGUCUGCUCCACCGGCACCUACUUAAGAAUCUGGCCUUGAGAGUGAUUGCCCGGCCUCCUGGAGGGAGUAAACAGUCAAGGGUGAACUCCUCCCAAUCUGGCUGCCCAUGGGAAAGGUUGUUGCCCUCGGAUGGAACCUCCUGGACACUUUGGGUCUGUCUUUCUGACUGUUGCCCCAGGCUGCCUUAGAGGGGCUUCUGCAGACCACAACAUCAAAGACAUGAGAUUGGGCUACUGAGGAAAAGGGCUCUAAGGUUAACUGAGCAGGGGAAUAUAUGGCCUCAGGCUCUCCCUUCUGCCUCUUGCCUGUUGUCCUGGUGACGAUUUGGCAUGAACUGUAAGGAGGUGGAGGUGGAUGAGAGGAGCCCAGCUCCAUCAGAUGUGCUUCCUAUCACUACUCCAAUUCAGCAGGACCUCUAGUUCCAUGGAAUAAAACCAAGCUCUGGCUGUGCAAGGGGGCAGCUUCAUCCCAGACCACUCAGCUUCAUGAUCCGUUCUGCUUUGCCUUCUUGUCAGCUGCCAGCUUUGCCUUCAGAACCUGGAUCUGGCUAGCUUGCCAAAGUCCUCUACUCAGGGAGGAGCAUGGUAUUCCCAGCCCAAAGGAGAGUCUAGGCCAGAACUGGAAAGAGACCCUUGAUAUGUACAAUAGGAAUAGCCCAGGAUAACAGCCUACUGGCAUUGCUGUCACUCAACACAGCUUAGCCUGAUGAGAUUAUAUGUAUAGCCUUGGCCACAAUGAGUCCCACAUUCUCACAUUUGCCUAAAUCCUUUCCAAGUGCCAAAGUACAGUCUCCCUUGGGUAAGGAGACCAAAGAUUGUGGAAUUUUGAAACUCAAGGCAGCACUUAUAAUUUUACAGAAGCAAUUAACUCCAGCAUGGAAACGUGCAGGGCACAGACAUACCCCUGACAGACAGUUCCUGGAGCUUCGCAAAUGCAUGCCAAUGGCAGAAGACCCUGGUUUCCAGGCCUGCUCAGUCUGUACCCUGGCCUGUGUUAUUCCCUUGGCUAAUUGUUCCCCAGCUUCUGUAUGGCUGCAUUUCUGGGAGGGUGGAGGUGGGCUGUUCACUGCUUAGUAUGCUCCUGGAAAAGGAGAUGGAAAUACAGACUGUGAGCUCA